Molecule: messenger RNA, 936 nt
Organism: Capra hircus (goat)
Lineage: Eukaryota; Metazoa; Chordata; Mammalia; Artiodactyla; Bovidae
Product: olfactory receptor 2B11-like
Exons: 1
Coding region: 1-936 (311 amino acids)
Biological process (GO): G protein-coupled receptor signaling pathway
Cellular component (GO): membrane
Molecular function (GO): olfactory receptor activity; G protein-coupled receptor activity
Source: RefSeq, a predicted model, not a curated record
AUGAAUGAAAGUUUUGCAGAGGAUUUCAUUCUCAUGGGCUUUACCAAAUAUCCAUGGUUGGAUGUUCCUCUCUUCUUUGCCCUCCUGACCUCCUACAUGUUCACGCUAUUGGGAAACAUUGCUAUUAUUCUGGUUUCCCAACUAGAUUCCCAACUCCAAAGUCCUAUGUAUUUCUUCCUCACAAGCCUCUCCUUUCUGGACCUCUGUUUCACCACCACGACUGUACCCCAAAUGUUGUUCAACUUAGGUGGACCCAACAAGAACAUCACUUAUAUAGGCUGCAUGACCCAGGCCUAUGUAUUUCACUGGCUAGGCUGUACUGAAUGUGUCCUGCUUGGCACCAUGGCCUUAGACCGCUAUGUGGCUGUGUGUAAGCCUCUGAGAUACCCUGUAAUCAUGAACCACAAGCUCUGCCAACAGCUCUCCAGCACUGCUUGGCUCAUUGGUCUGGCCAAUUCACUACUGCAGUCCACACUCACAGUCCAGCUGCCCCUGUGUGGGAACCAAGAACUGGACCACUUCUUUUGUGAACUGCCUGGUCUAAUUAAGAUGGCUUGUGUGGACACCACAGUCAACGAACUUACUUUAGCGGUGGUGGCCGCCUUCCUGAUAAUGGGUCCGCUCUCUAUGAUUCUUGUCUCUUACAGUUAUAUUGCACAAGCUGUAUUUCAAAUCCCUUCUGCUGAUGGGAGACUUAAGGCCUUCAACACUUGUUCUUCGCACUUAUUAGUGGUGUCUUUAUUUUAUGGCCCUGGCAUCUACAUCUAUAUGCAGCCUUCAGGGGACAGCCCGCAAGACCUUAUCAAAGUUCUGACGCUGUUUUACUGUGUUAUUACUCCCAUGGCCAACCCAUUCAUCUACACCUUGAGGAACAAGGAUGUUAAAGGAGCUUUGAGGAGACUUCUGAGGAGGGCCAUUUUGUCCAAGAGAAUAUGA